CUUUAUCGACAAUUCAUCAUCGCUCCCUCCCCGUGCGCGUGCGAGCUGCUGUCGCAUAAACACAUCCAUCUAGCUUUGUGAACUUACUACGACCGGCGCGCAUUUCUCGAGUGGCAUUUCCGCCGGUCACGCCCAGAAUAUAUGUUCUGUUCCUAAACCUUCUUCACGACGCGCCGACCGCGACCCAACGUCAACAACAACAACAACGAUCUUUCUAGGAUUUCCCCACCGCGCAUUCCUGGUAUUUCAUCACAUCUCUCAACAUGUUCUUCCCAGAGCAUUUGCUUUCCAAGUCGGGGCCGCUUGCACGCGUCUGGCUCGCGGCCAAUCUCGAAAAGAAGCUGUCGAAGCACCAGGUCCUGCAGGAUAAGAUUGGCGAAGAUAUCGCUGUUAUCACUAGACCCGAUGUUGCUGGUGGGCCGAUGGCCCUUCGUUUGAGCGGCCAGCUUUUACUCGGAGUUGUGCGCAUCUAUUCACGAAAAGCGCGUUACUUAUUAGACGAUUGUAAUGAAGCACUUGUACAGAUCAAAUGGGCUUUCCGUCCUGGCGAGAACAUAGAUGCGGCGCACCAGUCUCAUAUCGCCAAUCCUGCCAGUUUGACCCUUCCCGAUGUUUUGACAGAGCUUGACUUGCUGGCACCAAUGCCCGACCCAUUCCUACUCACUUCCCAACCUCUGGACCUGCAUUUGACCUUGGAGGAUGCGACCUUACCAGACUGGGACAACAGUCAGUUCCUAUCUGGCAGCAUUGAGCAGCCCCAUCUGGAACACAGGGCUCUGGACGGCCCCGAUUUGGAAUUGGAUCUUGGUGAAGAGUUGGAUCCGGAUUUUGGCUUCGAUGAGGGUACAAGCAUUGAACGCGGUCGUGAUGCUCCCCUCGAACGACGCAUAUCUGAAGAAUUGGCUUCGAGCCCAAAGCCUUUUGAAGAGGAUGAUCUUGGUAUCGACCUGGGCGAGGAUGACGACACAAUUCAACCAGCUGCGCCCGAUAUCGACAUCGACCUAGGCAUUGAUGUUGAUAUGGGUGGCAUGACCGAAUUGGAACCACUGGCAGAAACUGACGCGGGUGCUGAACCUUCGCUAACCCGCGAGCGAUCGAUGUCCCCAUUAUCCGACAUCGACCCUGAGCAGGCGCAAGAAUUAGAGCGAACUUUUGCAGACAACCAGACUGCUUUCGAGCCUGAAGAAGAGUUGGAUGAAACCGUCCAGCAACCACAAAGGGUCAAGCGAAGGAAAGUCUUGCCAUCUGACGUCGAAACCCAAAUUCCAAAUACCCAGAUUCGUGACCAGCAGAACGAUCGCAGCAAGAUUCUCAAGCCAGCUUCAUUCCUGCCGCGCGACCCGACUUUAGCUGCUUUGCAAAAUCUACAGAGGUCUGGCGGUUUCAUCUCCAGCAUUCUUGGAGAUGGUCGAAGCCGGGGUUGGGCUCCUGAACUGAGAGGAAUCCUCUCCUUGGAGCUCGUUUCUCGCCCUGGACAGAAGCGCAAGCGGGACAGUGGGGUUGCUGAUUUGGAUACCGAAGAAGAAGAAGGCGACCUCGGCACAAAGGCGACUCCUCAGCUUGAAUUUGAGCAGACCGAGGACGAUCUUCAGGGCGCCGCUGGCCCUGUGGGUGGAGAUACCACUCUCGGGCUCGGUGGAGAUGAAGAUAUCAUCCAGUUGCCUGGCGAUGAUGACACCAUGCCGCAGUUCGAGGAGCCUCUCGAGGAGGAACCAUUCUCGCCUGUUGCUGACAACUUCGAUGAUACUACGGCUCCCCUUCUUCACCCAGCCGAGACCGGACCAAUCUCAGUUGGCACUAAGCAUGCCGUCCAUCUUCUGAGGGAGCGUCUUGGCCCUGAGCCCGAAGCUGGUGACUCGGAACGCCAAAAGACGAGUGUCCUUUUCCACGAUAUGCUACCGGAAGCCACAACAACUAAGGCAGAUGCUACAAAGAUGUUCUUCGAGGUUCUAGUCCUUGCAACCAAAGAUGCUAUCAAGGUCGAACAACCUGGCAAUGAGCUUGGUGGACCGCUCCGAAUUCGCGCAAAGCGAGCCUUGUGGGGCGAUUGGGCAGAGCGCGCAGCGGGAGGAGAACUUGCCUCUCAGACUGCUACCCAGGCACCUGCUGUUGUUGCAGUCGAGGCGUAAGACUUUGAUGAUACCACUUGAGUAAAGAUUAUUAUUUCGUCAAACUCAAAAUCUUUGGACAGGCUUGUAUGACUGAUGUGGUGGCGUUGGCUGGAUACCCUUAUUCCUUUGGUAUCGAUUUAUGUCUGGCUACUGUACGGCGUUAAAGGGCUGGCGAACAUUGGUGGAUUUGUGCUAUUGAUGCAACGAGUGUAUUGGAAUAUCAUCAUUAUCCUGCCUCAUUGACAGAUUAAUAUAGAAGCUUC
Aaosphaeria arxii CBS 175.79 is the source of this 2374-nucleotide messenger RNA. RefSeq lists its product as uncharacterized. The coding region runs from base 264 to 2129 and encodes 621 amino acids. The transcript has 2 exons. Gene Ontology annotation, cellular component: synaptonemal complex; cohesin complex. Gene Ontology annotation, biological process: synaptonemal complex assembly; replication-born double-strand break repair via sister chromatid exchange; mitotic sister chromatid cohesion. NCBI's taxonomy places the organism in Eukaryota, Fungi, Ascomycota, Dothideomycetes, Pleosporales. Gene Ontology annotation, molecular function: protein binding; chromatin binding. The record is from RefSeq and is a predicted model, not a curated record.